Abrus precatorius (Indian licorice) is the source of this 1694-nucleotide messenger RNA. Its product is annotated as zinc finger HIT domain-containing protein 2. The record is from RefSeq and is a predicted model, not a curated record. The transcript has 7 exons. Bases 433 to 1650 code for a protein of 405 amino acids. NCBI's taxonomy places the organism in Eukaryota, Viridiplantae, Streptophyta, Magnoliopsida, Fabales, Fabaceae.
AUAGGCCUCUGUUCUGUACUGUGACUCUCGAAUGUUGCUGUAAUUUCUGAUAGCCUUUUUAUGCAGGUGUGCUUUCAGGGCUUCUCCAUCAAUUCCUUAUAAUUUGUAAGCUUUUCUCAGGUGUGAGUCUACAUUCAUUCCCUGUCUUAAUUCCUUGGACCUUCUUAUUCAAUCUGACUAGUUGUAUGACGUGUGCAGCAUACAACUAGUUAGAUUUGAAAUCGCAAAUCAGACUCUUCUGCUGGUACGAAGUCAUCUAACCAAGGUGAAACAGUCACUUUUGCUGACAUUAUGGGUGUUUAUAAGGCUAAAGAGGAGUUAGAAGAGAUUGUGACUUUGAUCACAAACAAGGGAAGGCCCAUGCAUAAAAUUUGAACACCGUUGAACAUUAUCUUAAUAUUUUGAAAUAUUGGAAACACAAUACUUUGGAACAUGGAUGACAAUAUUGUUACAUUUGACAAAUCUUCUGUGCCCUCACUGAACCUUGCUCGAAUAAUCUGCCAUGUAUGUCAGAAGCAGUUUUCCCAGUACACAUGUCCUCGAUGCAAUUCACGAUAUUGUUCCCUCCAAUGUUACAAAUCUCAUAGUCUUCGUUGCACUGAAUCCUUCAUGAAAGAAAAUGUAGUUCAGGAACUUCAACAAAUGCAGCCUGAUGAACAAACCAAAAGUAAGAUGUUGGACAUACUGAAAAGAUUUCAUUCAGAAGAGGACUUGGAUGGCAUGGAUGAGGAUUCUUCUGCAGAUUCCACUUUAUCUGAGGAAAUAAUGAAAAAAAAUUUGUCUGGACAAGAAAUCAGCUUUGAUGAUUUAUCUCUUGAAGAAAAGAAACGGUUCCACAGAGCUAUUGCUUAUGGAGAAUUGAGCAAGAUGAUCAAACCAUGGGAUCCAUGGUGGUCAAAGCCUUCUGCUAGAAAAAUCCGUCUUAGUAAAGAAGGAACUCGGCUUGUUCAACCACUUCCAGUGCAGGAAUCGCUAGAUGAUAUUGGAAGUGAUGAAUCCAGCGGCAUUCCUCUUGGGCCUGAAAUCCCACUUCCUCCUCUAUGCAAGCUUAGUUCCAAAGAGCCUUCACCCCUUUUAACCGUGCACCUAAUUGAUAUUCUAUACAGCUACUGCUUCACUCUCCGUCUCUAUAAUGGAGAUUGGAGGUCAGAUGCCUUAGGUUCAGUUAUAGUUACAUUGAGUGUGUCCUCCGUGUUAGGUCAAGGCAUGCAGCCAGAGACUGUACAGGAAGCCCUCUCUCAUUCCUUGGAGCAGAUAUGCUCUCCAGCUUACAGACACAUGGGAGGAUUGCAAUUUGGUUUGAGUGUUAUUGAUGAUGUUAUCAGCCUUCUUGAUUUGGGAACUCCUGCUUUGGUGUGUGCCCUUUGUGAUAUGCAUCAGUUGAUUCAAGAAGCGGGGAAGGAGGCCAAAUCAGAGAAGCCGAGAAAGUUGCAGAGGGAUGGUAUUAGAACUACUAUUAAGCUGGCUGAAAGAAAGAUAUAUUUCAUCAUGUGUUGGGUUCAUGAGCAGCCAGAGGAAGCUUGGUCUUCUUUAGCAGCCAUUGUGAAAGCAGAAAAGACUUCAGCCAUGGAAUUUCAAUGUAGUAACAAGGCUGAAAAAUUGAAUAGUAAAGCAAAAACCGAAGGCAAAAGUUUAAUCGAAGAGAUGUAGUGUGUUUGGAGACAUGUCGGAGAACCUGUAAUGUGUAUCUCAAG